AUGGGAAAGAUCAAAGUUUCUGAAAAUAAGUCUAGGCUUCGUCACAAUCCUUUAUUAAGUGAUGUGGCAUCUCAAGGUGGAAAUUUGAGAGUCACUGCUCGUGCCACGAAGGAGGACAAAAGAGAGGAAGAGGAAGGAUAUUUGGAUGCAGUGACUUCAAGAAAGAUCAUACAACUAGCUAAAGAACAGCAACAGGAAAUAGAGGACGAAGAUGAAACAAAAAAUGGUAAUCAUGCUAAAUUUUCGCUGAUAUUAUUAUCUAAUGAAGAGCAGGAUGAAAAUGCUGAGGACGAAGACGAAGUAGAAGAAGAAGAGUAUUCAGAUUUCGAGGUACAAUACGACGAGGAAGAUGACCAACUUGAAAUCGACGAAAAAGAUGCUCAAUUAUUUAAUAAGUACUUCCAGACUCUGGGCCCCAAUUUGAAUGGAACAUUAAACUUAGCUGACAAGAUUAUGGAAAAGAUUCAGGAGAAGGAGCUUGCAAAAGAAACGACUGAAAAGCCAGAGGGUGCAGUAUUGCUUCCUCCAAAAGUCAUAGCAGCAUAUGAAAAAAUUGGCCAAAUUUUGUCCACUUAUACGCAUGGAAAAUUACCAAAAUUGUUUAAAGUAUUACCAUCCUUGCAAAAUUGGGAGGAUGUUUUGUACGUUACAAACCCAAGUUCAUGGACUCCACAUGCGGUCUAUGAAGCUACAAAACUAUUUGUGUCAAACUUACAAGCGAAUGAAGCUCAAAAGUUCAUCGAGCAAGUGCUCUUAGAUAGAUUUAGAGUUUCAAUUGAAGAUUCCGAGGACCAUUCUGUAAAUUAUCACAUAUAUCGUGCUUUGAAGAAGUCAUUGUAUAAGCCAGGAGCAUUUUUCAAAGGUUUCUUAUUGCCCUUAGUUGAUUCCCACUGUUCUGUUAGAGAAGCAACAAUUGCAGGUUCAGUCUUGGCGAAAGUUUCAGUGCCUGUUUUGCAUUCUUCUGUUGCAUUAGCUCAGUUGGCUCAGCGCCCAUUCAAGCCUUCUACUACAGUGUUCAUACGAGUAUUGAUUGAAAAGAAAUAUGCAUUGCCUUACCAAACGUUAGAUGAACUCGUGUUCUAUUUUAUGAGGUUCAGGAGAGCGGCUCAAGAUCUGGAUGCUAUGAUCGACGAAGACAAGAAAGAAAAACUACCAGUAUUACCUAUUGUCUGGCACAAAGCCUUUUUAGCAUUUGCUCAACGUUAUAAGAAUGAUAUAACAGAUGAUCAAAGAGAUUUUUUGUUAGAAACUGUUAGGCAAAGAUUUCACCAUGCUAUUGGCCCUGAAAUAAGAAGAGAAUUAUUAGCGGGAGCACCAAGAUUGACAGCUCAGCCAAUUAAAGAAGCAGCAAUGAUAGAUGCAUUUGUUUAG
Molecule: messenger RNA, 1371 nt
Organism: Priceomyces carsonii
Lineage: Eukaryota; Fungi; Ascomycota; Pichiomycetes; Serinales; Debaryomycetaceae
Gene: ENP1
Product: snoRNA-binding rRNA-processing protein
Exons: 1
Coding region: 1-1371 (456 amino acids)
Biological process (GO): rRNA processing
Cellular component (GO): preribosome, small subunit precursor; cytoplasm; nucleolus
Molecular function (GO): snoRNA binding
Source: RefSeq, a predicted model, not a curated record